AUGGACCCGCUCGAGCUCGGCAAGGUCUUUGUGAAGACGGUGGUGCGCAUGUUCUACGAGACAGAGCACAUCGUUGUCGUAGACGCGCUGGUCUACCAUGGCGCGCUUCACAUGCAGGACCUGGUGCUUGUGCUAGACAUGGGCAAGAGCACGAAGCAGGUCGGGAAGUACGUCGGAAAGCUGAAGGAGGCUGGACUUAUCUCAAUCGCCCAGCGACAAGAGACGCGCGAAGGUGCCCUUAAGGCUGUCACCCGCGAAUACUACUACAUAGACUACCGUCGAGCCAUCGAUUCUGUCAAGUACAAGAUCCACAAGGUCGACUCGCGCAUAAAGAAGGAUGCGAAACCCACAGCCGAGAAAAUGGAAUUUGCCUGCAAAAACCUUGGAUGCGAGUCUCAGUACACCCAGAUCGAGGUUCUGGAUAGCAUAGACCCGCUGGGCCGCGAGAGUGGUUUUGUCUGCAAGAAAUGCCACAGGCCACUCGUUUACCUUGGCGAUGAUGAAGGACCAGAGCUCGACAGCGAUGACACCCCAGCCAAGUUUAACAAGCAGUUCAAGCCUAUCCUUGACCUCAUGCAGCAGAUCGAUACCGUGACCAUUCCACACAUCGAAGGAAAGGAUGCCAUCGAAGGGGCCGUUGAGCUUCCACGUGACAAGGAAAUUAACCCCGGUGCGAAGCACGAGGUCGUCCAAGAGACGGUGGUCCGACCAACAGCGGUCAAGGGUACGAACACUGUCGCGGAGAAGAUUCAAGUGCAGAUUGCCUCAAAUUCAGAGUAUAACGAAGCCGCACGCGCCGCUGAGAAGGCGCGCCAGGAGAAGAUCGCCGCGCAGAACCAGCUUCCUUCAUGGCAUGUCAAAUCUACAGUCGACAAGAGCCAAGAUAACAGCAGCGCGAACGCAACUGCAGCAGUGAACGGGACCGAUACGCCCGCGAUCAAGGCAGAGAUGGUGGACAUCAAGCCCGACCCAGCCGGUAACCUGGACGAUGUUUUCGCUCAGCUUGCCGCCGAACGCGCGAAGCAGGAAGAAGAGGAGGAAGAUGACGAGGAGGAUGAGGACGAUGAUGAAUUCGAAGAUGCCAUGGUGGAGACAGCUCCGGAGGCCAAGCGUGUUAAGCUGGAAUCUUCGGCUGCCCCUACCCCCACAAACGCCGCCACACCAGCCGUCUCUACGGGUGACGGCGGAGACGAGAGCGACGAGGACGAGUUCGAGGAUGUCAAUUGA
Didymosphaeria variabile is the source of this 1227-nucleotide messenger RNA. RefSeq lists its product as uncharacterized. Lineage: Eukaryota; Fungi; Ascomycota; Dothideomycetes; Pleosporales; Didymosphaeriaceae. Bases 1 to 1227 code for a protein of 408 amino acids. Gene Ontology annotation, biological process: transcription open complex formation at RNA polymerase II promoter; transcription initiation at RNA polymerase II promoter. Gene Ontology annotation, cellular component: transcription factor TFIIE complex. The transcript has 2 exons. The record is from RefSeq and is a predicted model, not a curated record.